Molecule: messenger RNA, 4197 nt
Organism: Achroia grisella
Lineage: Eukaryota; Metazoa; Arthropoda; Insecta; Lepidoptera; Pyralidae
Gene: rad50
Product: DNA repair protein RAD50
Exons: 19
Coding region: 122-4036 (1304 amino acids)
Biological process (GO): chromosome organization involved in meiotic cell cycle; telomere maintenance via telomerase; double-strand break repair
Cellular component (GO): condensed nuclear chromosome; nucleus; Mre11 complex
Molecular function (GO): guanyl-nucleotide exchange factor activity; double-stranded telomeric DNA binding; ATP hydrolysis activity
Source: RefSeq, a predicted model, not a curated record
CACGCGAUGCUACCUUUGCGUUUACUGCUACGCUUAAAAUAAUUUACUUUAGCCGGUUAUUCCAUUCUUUAAUGUAAAUCUCAUUGGCGCGAAAUAGUCCCUUUUGUUUUACAACAACAAAAUGGCUGGUGUUAAAUCAUUAGCAGUAAGAGGAAUACGAAGUUUCGGUCCAGAAGAAGUUGAUGAACAACGUAUAAUAUUUGAUAAACCUUUAACUCUCAUAUUGGGACAAAAUGGUUGUGGUAAAACAACCAUUAUUGAGUGUCUGCGUUAUGCUAUCACAGGCCAAAUGCCACCGGGCAGCCGCAAUGAGUGCUUUGUACAUGAUCCUAAAGUUAAUAGGAGCACUGAGGUUAUGGCUCAAGUUAAACUGAAGAUUAUGAAUGCAAAAGAUAAACAACUUGAAGUCUCGAGAUCUAUGAGAGUGACGGCUUUGCAUAAUAAGAAAACAAAAUUUCAGACAUUAGAUUCCUUUUUAUCAAUAGUUGAUGAGGGAGGCAAAACAAAAGAUAUAUCAUCAAGAUGUGCUGAUUUGGAUUUUGUAAUGUUUGAAGAACUUGGUGUCUCAAAAGCUAUCCUGAAUUCUGUUAUAUUUUGUCAUCAAGAAGAUUCCAGUUGGCCUCUUGAUGAGGGGAAAAAGGUAAAGGAAAGAUUUGAUGAAAUUUUUGAUGCAGAUAAAUACAGUGAUUGCUUUGACCGUCUCAAGAAAAUUAGAAAAGAAUAUGCCCAAACCCUUAAAUUGCUUGAGCAAGAAGUAAAGCAUUUAACAGAAAAGAAAGAAGACUUAGAUAAAAGAAAGUUAGAUAUGGUCAACACAGAGUCUAAAAUAUCUGAAAAUGAACUCAAGAUUACAGAAAUGGCUCAAGAACUUAAACCCGUUACAGAAAAAAUAAAAGCUAUUCAGACUUUAGAGAAGAAUUUGGCUACAUUUGAAGCCAAUAAAGAGAAAAUUAAAGCAAGAUUAGAGCACUGUCGAACCCAGGAAGAAGAAUUGAAGAAAACUAUUAAGAAUAUGUUUGAAGGAACUACUGCUGAAUUGCAAGAAAAAAUCGCUAACUAUGCAACAACACAUAAACAAAAGCAAAAGGAACUUGAAGAAUCUUAUAAAAAAAACUCAAGCUUUAAUAAAGAAGAAGAAAAAAUUGCCAAUGAGAAAACCUCCAAUGAAUUGAAAUUAAACAAAUUUAUUUUGCUUGAGGGUCAAAAUCAAGAGAAAAUUGAUAAAAGAAAUAAAAUGCUAGUAGAAACAGCAAAACUCGCUGAAAUUGAUGGUGUAACUGAAGUAGAAACAAAUGAAGAUGCUGAUAAAGUUAUAAAGGAAAUAACAAACAAAAUUAAUAGCUUAAAGCAAGAUCUUAAUGAACUGAAAUCUGUAGCUGAUAGUGAGGAAAAGAAAAUGCAAGUUUUUGUUGACGAAAGUAGGGAUGCACUUUCACGACAUAAACAAAAGAUUUCUGGUAAAGAAUCUGAAAUUAAUAAGAAUAAGAGAGACAUCAAUAAGUUGGAUAGAGACAUAAAUGAUGCCAAUGAAUCAAAAGUUAAAUUGGAAACUUUGGAAUCGAAAAUGAAUGUUGCUGAGGAGGAGUACCAACAGGCAGUGAGCGAACUGAAUCCUGAAGAAGCCCAACAGGAAAUAAAUGAUGAUGAAAAAGCUUUAGAGACACAUGAAAAUGAAAUUGUAGAUUUAGAUGACAAGAUUACAAAAUUACAAAAACACAAUGAAAAGAUGAAAGAAAGGGACAUGAUUGAAGGUACAUUGAAACAAAAAGAGAAACAGUCAUUGGUAUUAAAGAAUAAACACAAGUCGGCAAUAACAGAGCUUCUUGGUAAUAUGCCAGAAAAGGACUUUGCAAUCUCCAUAAAUAAGUAUGAAUAUGACAUACGCAAUGAAGUAGAAACUAUGAAGCAAAAAUUGAAAGAUCAGCAACUAGAGGCAAAAAGCCUAGAAACAGAACGUAAACAUGUACGGGAGACAUUAAAUGAACGUCGCAGCGAACUGACCAAGGCAGAGGACCAAAUAUAUCAAGCUUGUGGUACUCAGUCGUAUACAGCUACAUUAGACAAGAUCACUAACUCGGUGGACAAAUUACAGGAUGAACAAAAUGUUCUUCAAUCUUCAAUUUUCAUUAUUAAUAAAUAUAAAGGACAACUCAAGGACAACAACUGUUGUCCAUUAUGCAGCCGAGGAUUUGAGAAUGAAUCAGAGGUAACCGAUCUGAUAUCACAAAUGACAACACAAGUGAUGAAUGUGCCUGCUAAACUUGAAAAAGUCACUGAAGAGUUGCAAAAAAUAUCUGCUAAGAAGGAUGAAUUGAUAAGCAUGAAAUCUCUGAACGAAAGAAUUAUCACACUAAAGGAAACCGAUAUUCCGCAAUUAGAAAAACGAUUGAAAGACAUUGAGCAGAAAAUAUCAGUUUUAUCUGAAUCAUCGGAAGAGAUAACAAAGAGUUUAAUAGAGCCGGAACAGAAGAUGCAGACGGCUAAAAUCCUUCAAGGUGAAAUGCCGUUGCUUGACAGAUAUAAUCAAGAUAUCAAAUCAAUUUCUAAUAUGUUGGAGACUGCUCAAGCACAAUGUGCAGAUUUAGGAUUUAACAUGACAUUGGAUGAUGCAAAUGCAAAAAAGGUAGAUCUACGGCAAAAAAUUGUUACAAUGAAAGCCCGAAUCAAGAGCAACCAAAGAAAACUAAAUGCACAUAACAAGAAAAUACAAACUAUGGCUGACAAAAAGAACAAAUUGAAGGAGCAGUACCUGAAUGUGCAGAAAAAGGUUCAAGAAAUAGUUAACCUGCAAGAAAAGAAGAAACAAUUAGAGUCGGAUGCACAAAAAUUCGUAGAGGAAUUAAAAGAAUUACAAGAGUCCAUCGCGCCAUUGGAAGUUACUCUCAAGGAAAAAGAAGCUGCUAAAAAUGAAACGGUAAAAAAACACAGAGAUAUUGUAGACACGAAGAAUACCUAUAUAGUAAAAGUGAAUAACGAAUUUGAUAAAGUUAAAACAAUUCUUUCUGAAAUAAAACAACACAAAGAUCGAAACAUUCCCCGUGAGAUGGAGAAGAUAAAGGAAGCUAAUAACAAACUUAUGGAGAAACAAAAACAAAUCAUGAUUGACAGAGAUGUGCUCACCAAAAGAAUAGAUAGUUUGAAAGAUGAAAUUGCCAAACAAGAAAUAUACAAACGUGAUCUGGAUGACAACUCUAAAUUGCGUAAAACCCAAGAAGACAUUGAAAAUUGUCAUAAGGACGAAGUCAAAAAUAACGAGAGGAUGAGCGGUGUGAACAUGGACUCUUUGUCAGAAAAGGAAGCACUGAUUUCUAAGCAAACGAAGCUGUUCCGUGAGAAGGCACAUCUGGAAGGCAGUUUAAAUGAACAACAGGUAAGAUUAAAACAAAUUAAACAAGAAGUUAAGAAACUUGAAAGUAAAGAUAUAGAAAGAAAGUAUAAAGAGAAGUAUUAUGAAUUCAAUGUUACUAAAGUCCUGGAUAAAGACAUCAGGGAUUACUCAGUUGCACUGGAGAAGUGUCUAAUGGAAUUCCACAAAGAGAAAAUGGAAAACAUUAACCUGAUUAUCAGGGAGAUGUGGCGAAAGAUAUACAGAGGAAACGAUAUUGAUUAUAUUGAAAUAAAAACUGAAAGUAGCAUGUCUGCUGAUUCAGAACGUCGCAAAUAUGAUUAUAGAGUUGUGCAAUGUAAAAAUAAUGUGGAAAUCGAUAUGCGUGGUAGAUGCAGUGCGGGACAGAAAGUUUUAGCUUGUCUUAUUAUAAGAUUGGCACUUGCUGAGACAUUCAGCUCCAGAUUUGGAAUCUUAGCCCUGGAUGAGCCAACAACAAAUUUGGACCAAGAGAACAUUAGAAGCCUUUGUGCGGCGCUCGGCGAAAUAGUACAGGAGCGAAUGUCGCAGAAAAAUUUCAUGUUCAUCAUUAUCACACAUGACAGGGAAUUUAUUGAAUCUCUUGGUAACAUCGAUAAAGUCUCCCACUUCUAUGAAGUGUCAAGAAAUGAUGAAGGCAAGUCCAGAAUUAAAAGGAUUCGAUUCUCAUAAGAGUAGUGUUUAAUUACAAAUUUAUAUGGAACAGCCAUUCCUUAGAUAUAUUUUUUCUAGUAUGCGUUAAAUAAGGCUGUGCCUUACAGAAUGAAUACAUUUUAUCUUAAUUAAUCUGUUUUAUGUAAGAAAUUUAUCAUUAAAUUUUUUUUACUCAUGUA